GAUCACUUAUACCUCCUUGGUCUGGGGCUCCCCACAGUUUCCCCCCAUCACUCCUCCCAUUCCUUCCAACUUUAUUUUUAGCUACCAGUGGGAGGGGGCAGGAUAGGAGGGAAAGUAGCAGAAAAGGAGAAAGUCAGAAGCACAGAGGACUUCUGACACAGGACAGAACAACCAGGCAUGGAGCUCCCCCUCUUCCCUCACCUGUUCUUGCCCCUGAUGUUCCUGUCAGGUCUCUGCUCCCCCUUUAAUCUGGAUGUGCAUCACCCACGCCUAUUCGCAGGGCCACCAGAGGCUGAAUUUGGAUACAGUGUCUUACAACACAUUGGGGGUGGACAGAGAUGGAUGCUGGUGGGCGCUCCUUGGGAUGGGCCUUCAGGUGACCGGAGGGGAGACGUUUAUCGCUGCCCUGUAGGGGGGCCCCACAAUGCCCCAUGUGCCAAGGGCCACUUGGGUGAUUAUCCACUGGGAAACUCAUCUCAUCCUGCUGUGAAUAUGCACCUGGGCAUGUCUCUGUUAGAGACAGAUGAUGAUGGGGGAUUCAUGGCCUGUGCCCCUCUCUGGUCUCGUGCUUGUGGCAGCUCUGUCUUCAGUUCUGGAAUAUGUGCUCGUGUGGAUGCUUCAUUCCAGCCCCAGGGAAGCCUGGCACCCACUGCCCAACGUUGCCCCACCUACAUGGAUGUUGUCAUUGUCUUGGAUGGCUCCAACAGCAUCUACCCCUGGUCUGAAGUUCAGACUUUCCUGCGGAGGCUGGUAGGAAGAUUGUUUAUUGAUCCAGAGCAGAUUCAGGUGGGACUAGUACAGUAUGGAGAAAGUCCUGUACAUGAGUGGUCCCUGGGAGAUUUCCGAACCAAGGAAGAAGUGGUGAAAGCAGCCAGGAACCUCAGCCGGCGGGAAGGACGAGAAACAAAGACUGCCCAAGCAAUAAUGGUGGCCUGCACAGAAGGGUUCAGUCAAUCCCGGGGAGGCCGACCAGAGGCUGCCAGGCUACUGGUGGUUGUCACUGAUGGAGAAUCACAUGAUGGAGAGGAGCUUCCAGCAGCACUAAAGGCCUGUGAGGCUGGAAGAGUGACACGCUAUGGGAUUGCGGUCCUUGGUCACUACCUUCGGCGUCAGCGAGAUCCCAGCUCUUUCCUACGGGAAAUUCGAGCUAUUGCCAGUGAUCCCGACGAGCGAUUCUUCUUCAAUGUUACUGAUGAGGCUGCACUGACUGACAUUGUAGAUGCACUAGGAGACCGAAUUUUUGGCCUUGAGGGGUCUCAUGGAGAAAAUGAAAGUUCCUUUGGGCUGGAAAUGUCUCAGAUUGGUUUCUCCACUCAUCGACUAAAGGAUGGGAUUCUCUUUGGGAUGGUGGGGGCCUAUGACUGGGGAGGCUCAGUGCUAUGGCUUGAAGAAGGUCAUCGCCUUUUCCCCCCAAGAACAGCCCUGGAAGAUGAAUUUCCCUCUCCUCUGCAGAACCAUGCAGCCUACCUGGGUUACUCUGUUUCCUCCAUGCUUUUGCGGGGUGGACGCCGCCUCUUUCUCUCAGGGGCUCCUAGGUUUAGACAUCGAGGAAAAGUCAUCGCCUUCCAACUUAAGAAAGAUGGGGCUGUGAGGGUCGCCCAGAGCCUCCAGGGGGAGCAGAUUGGUUCAUACUUUGGCAGUGAGCUUUGCCCAUUGGAUACAGAUAGGGAUGGGACAACUGAUAUUUUACUUGUGGCUGCCCCCAUGUUCCUGGGACCCCAGAACAAGGAGACAGGACGUGUUUAUGUGUAUCUGGUGGGCCAGCAGACUUUGCUAACACUCCAAGGAAUCCUUCAGCCAGAACCUCCCCAGGAUGCUCGGUUUGGCUUUGCCAUGGGUGCUCUUCCUGAUCUGAACCAAGAUGGAUUUGCUGAUGUGGCUGUAGGGGCACCCCUGGAGGAUGGGCACCAGGGAGCACUAUACCUGUACCAUGGAACCCAGAGAGGAGUCAGGCCCCAUCCUGCCCAGAGAAUUGCUGCUGUCACCAUGCCACAGGCCCUUAGCUACUUUGGCCGAAGUGUGGAUGGCCGGCUAGAUCUGGAUGGAGAUGAUCUAGUAGAUGUGGCUGUGGGUGCUCAGGGGGCAGCCAUCCUGCUCAGCUCCCGGCCCAUUGUCUACUUGGCCCCAUCACUGGAGGUGACCCCACCUGCCAUCAGUGUGGUCCAGAGGGACUGUAGGCGGCGAGGCCAGGAAGCAGCAUGCUUGACUGCAGCCCUUUGCUUCCAAGUGACCUCCCGCACACCUGGACGCUGGGAUCACCAAUUCUAUGUGCACUUCACAGCAACAAUAGAUGAGUGGAUGGUAGGGGCACGUGCAGCAUUUGAUGGCUCUGGUCAGAGGAUGCCCCCUCGGCAGCUCCAGCUCAGCGUGGGGAAUGUCACUUGUGAGCAGCUGCACUUUCAUGUGUUGGAUACAUCAGAUUAUCUCCGGCCAGUGGCCUUGACUGUGACCUUUGCCUUGGACAACACCACAAAGCCAGGGCCUGUGCUGGAUGAAGGUUCACCCACCUCUAUACGAAAAUUGGUCCCCUUCUCCAAAGACUGUGGCUCUGACAAUGAAUGCAUCACAGACCUGGUGCUUCAAGCUAAUAUGGACAUCAGAGGCUCCAGGAAGGCCCCAUUUGUGGUUCGAGGUGGCCGGAGGAAAGUGCUGGUAUCAGCAACUUUGGAAAACAGGAAGGAAAAUGCCUACAACACUAGCCUGAGUCUCAGCUUUUCUAGAAACCUCCACCUAGCCAGUCUCACUACUCAGAGGGACAGCUCAGUAAAGGUGGAAUGUGCAGCUCCUUCCCCUAAUGCCCGGCUCUGCAGUGUGGGGCAUCCGGUCUUCCAGACUGGAGCCAAGGUGACCUUUCUGCUUGAGUUUGAGUUUAGCUGCUCCUCACUCCUGAGCCAGAUCUUGGUGAGGUUGAAUGCCAGUAGCAGUAGCCUGGAAACAAAUGGGACCCUUCAAGAUAACACAGCCCAGACCUCUGCCUACAUCCAGUAUGAGCCUCAUCUCCUAUUCUCUAGUGAGUCCACCCUGCACCGCUAUGAGGUUCACCCCUAUAGGACCCUCCCAGUGGGUCCUGGCCCUGAAUUCAAAACUACUCUUAGGGUUCAGAACCUUGGCUGUUAUGUGGUCAGUGGCCUCAUCAUCUCAGCUCUUCUUCCAGCUGUAGCCCAGGGAGGCAAUUACUUCCUGUCACUAUCUCAAGUCAUCACUAACAAUGCAAGCUGCACAGUGCAGAACCUGACCAAGCCCCCAGGCCCCCCUGUGCAUCCAGAGGAGCUUCGGCACACAAACAGGCUGAAUGUCAGCAAUACUUGGUGUCAAGUUGUGAGGUGCCACCUUGGGCAGCUGGCAAAGGGGACCGAGGUCUCUGUUGGACUCCUGAGGCUGGUUCACAAUGAAUUUUUCCGGAGGGCCAAGUUCAAGUCUGUGAUAGUGGUCAGUACCUUUGAGCUGGGAACUAAGGAAGGCAGUGUCCUACAGCUAACUGAAGCGUCCCGUUGGAGUGAGAGCCUCCUGGAGGUGAUUCAGAUCCACCCUGUCCUCGUCUCCCUGUGGAUCCUCAUUGGCAGUGCCCUGGGAGGGCUGCUCCUGCUUGCUCUCCUUGUCUUCUGUCUGUGGAAGCUUGGCUUCUUUGCACGUAAGAAAAUCCCUGAGAAAGAAAAAAGAGGAGAGAAGCUGGAGCAAUGAAUGUAAAAUAAGGCUCUAGAAAGUCCUCCCUGGCAGCUUCUUCAAGAGACUUGCGUCAGAGGAGAGGUUUGGAGGCUCAGAGGGGACAAGAAGAUGCUUCUGAACUAACUCCCCAGACCUGCAGCUUGACUUGACUUUUGAGUCCUGAGAAUGUUGCUGGCAAGAGAUGAAGCUUUACCUCAAAAAAAAAAAAAAA
Messenger RNA from Urocitellus parryii (Arctic ground squirrel), 3877 nucleotides. RefSeq names its product integrin subunit alpha 10 (gene Itga10). NCBI's taxonomy places the organism in Eukaryota, Metazoa, Chordata, Mammalia, Rodentia, Sciuridae. Gene Ontology annotation, biological process: cell adhesion mediated by integrin; cell-matrix adhesion; cell-cell adhesion. Gene Ontology annotation, cellular component: integrin complex; external side of plasma membrane. The record is from RefSeq and is a predicted model, not a curated record. Gene Ontology annotation, molecular function: integrin binding.